GGAACCGGUGAAGAAAGACCCGGUGUUGGUUAUUUCACCUGCCUGUGCUGUUUCUGAUCAUAUUUUCAUCAUAUUUCAAUGCUUCUUUGUGAUUAUGACGGGCUUUUUAUUUCGUUGUGUUCUUCUCUGGGCGAUGUUGCAGCGGGGGAGCAUGCAAAUUGCCGUACCUGCCACAGUGUUAAACUGCUGUGAAGGGGAUAUUCUCCUUCUGCUGGACUCUUCAGGAAGUGUGUCAAACUACGAGUUCUCACGCCUGUUGCUCUUCGCCUCCGAGCUGCUUCGCCCCUUCUCACUAGGCCGUGGGCAUGUAAGAGUCGGGCUGCUGCAGGUGGGCACCAACCCAAACCUGGAAUUCGGCCUGGACGUCCAAAACAAUCAGGGAAGUCUGCAGAAAGCUCUACGGAGUGUCAGCCAGCUGCAGGGAGACACCAACACCGAGGCAGCGCUCAGGGUGGCCCAGGGGCUUCUGACAGAGACAGAGGAGAACGUGCCAAAGAUAGUGCUGUGGCUGACUGAUGGCGUGCAGCCUGGAGAUGUGGACAAGCCGAUGUCUGAGCUGAAGGAGCAGGGAGUUUCUGUCUUAGCUGUGUCUACAGUACAUGGAAACUAUCAGGUGUUAAAACGUGCAGUGACACCCCCUCUGGAGUCACACCUCUACUCUGUGGACAUAGAUAACAUCGAGAUCAUCACAGAGGACCUGAGGGAGGCCAUCAUCAAAAUCAUUCGUGCAGAACGGCUGCGCGUGGUUGACUUGACCUCCCACAGUGCUGUGCUGCAGUGGCGUCCUGUUAUGAGCGCAGACAGCGGUGGUUACUAUGAACUCCGGUAUAACCCUGUGUGGAAAACGGACCCUGAGACCCCACUAAUUCUACCAGGUAGCUUCAGCUGGGCAGAGCUGACCAGCCUGCAGCCUGAUACCACCUACACGGUUUCCCUCCGCCCCGAGUCCAACCAGAGGCUGUUUAACACACUCUAUGUUCAAUUCACCACACUUCCUGAUGUUUUAAGCCCGGCAGUGGUCUCCGUGUCAGACUCUGGCCCUGGUCAGAUCCGUGUGAGCUGGGGUCCACUGCAGCCUGCUCAAGUCCAGAGAUAUACGGUGGAGUACGGAGCUAUUCCAAGCGGACGCGUUCACACUGUUAUGUUACACAGCCAGAAGAGCUCUGCCGUACUGACCGGCCUGGAUCCGGGCACUCAGUACCUGGUCACAGUCAGCGCUCUGCAUGUGAAUGGAAAAGAAAGGGCCAUGUCUGUGAGGGCAUGCACUAAAGAGGCUCCGCCUGCCCUGGUUGACCUUCAGCUAACCCAAGCAGACCGUCAGGAGGUGCAGGUAGCGUGGCAGGCCCGUCCAGAAGGCUUGAAAGGCUACUGGCUGAGCUGGGAGAGAGAAAAUUCCCACAGCUCCUCCUCAAAGCCCUCCAUCUCCUCCGUCUACCUGCCUCCUACCUCUCGUUCAACGCAGCUCACACACCUCGCACCGCACAGUCGAGUCUGUGUGUCCCCGGUCUACAGCUCUGGCCGAGGGGACGGGAUAUGCUGCACUGCAGAAAGGCACACAGAUUCCAGCCAGUGGGGUUAACAAGCAGAGUCUGCAGCAAUCAGGCAGCUGGAGCAAAAGAAAAUGGGUGAAAUCGAGCAGUGCUGGAUGAACUCGAUGCAGGACUGAACAUUAUAGUCAAAAUGCAAUUAAUUAUAGUGACAGAAAAGGCUUCAUCACAUAACCCUCGCUGAAAAAGAGAUGAUGUGAUCUGAGCAUCAAUUCAGAAGACUGGAACUACAGUGGGAUAUAACCCACAAACCUUUUUUACUUCAUGUUUUAAAUGUUUCAUAUGAAUGUUGGUUAAAGGAGCUAGUCUAAUAGUAGCCUAAAGCUGUAGAAGCUUUGAAAGCCAAGUUAGAGGACUACUACUUUGCCUGUUAAUGUUUUUUCUCGGAUUAGCAAAGCGCCUGCUCUGACUGAUACUGAUUCAUCCUUUGAAACUCACAAAAGUGUUAAUAUCUGAAAAUUAGCCAAAUGUAUAACAUAGCAAACUUAUUUUACAGACAGCAGCAUCAGUGCAAAGUUGUUUCCCAUAAUAAAGUUUUGGGGCUGCAGGCAACAAACCAUAGUGAAAGCUAAUUGGCCAACAAAAUACAUCCCUAUAUCAUAGUGAUGCAUGCUGCCAGAUAUCUGUAAAUAGAAAAUGUAUGCUUGCUAUGUAGCAUUUGUGGCCUCUCUCUUGAUUAUAUCAAACAUUUUGAAUGUUUUGAUUUUCAAGCCAACUAGGAAUAAGUCAUAAAAAAGGUUGGGUCAUCAGUGUUUCUCUUGGUUUCACUCAGUGAUGGACAUCGAGCUGUCGAAUCAGUUGCCACAUGGGCAACUGGUAAAAUCACAGACAGGUGUACUUGUGCAAUACUGUCAGUGAGCACCAGCAGAGAUAAUGUGUAGCUUGUUAAGCAUGAAGAUAAUUGUUGUAUUUUGUGUUAUCGGCUCUUCAGAUCAGAGUAAAUUCAGCAUCAGCAUCCUGUUUCUUUACAAAGCUCAUAAGUAUUUUGUAGUGAAUAUGUACUGUGCAUAUAAAUAUAUUUUUGGAUUAUGUUUUGUAUUUACGCCACUGAAUGUAUGGUCAGGUUUGUCUGGUAAAAUGUUUCUCUGGGCAAAUAAAAUGACAAGAAAGAAGAUUUCUUUUAAAGAUAUUUGUAUUUUUGUGUCCAUAAGCAUUUCAUUUUAUAU
Molecule: messenger RNA, 2713 nt
Organism: Micropterus dolomieu (smallmouth bass)
Lineage: Eukaryota; Metazoa; Chordata; Actinopteri; Centrarchiformes; Centrarchidae
Product: von Willebrand factor A domain-containing protein 1-like
Exons: 6
Coding region: 95-1579 (494 amino acids)
Molecular function (GO): protein binding
Source: RefSeq, a predicted model, not a curated record